UUACACUGAAUUGUGGAUUGUGAACAUUGUGAUUGUGAAAUUGUUAUGAAACAAAUGCGGUACAAGUACAACACUAUUUUCAACAACAUUUUUAGGCUAUGGUUAGGGGCUAUGAAAUCUUGUGAAAUGAAGUAUGAAAUUAUCAUUUUUUGACAGAUUAUUUUUAACCAUGUUUUUGUGAAGACUUGUGUAGUUCUCGACGGUAUUUUAUGACAUAAUAAGCAAUUUUAUUGCGAAAUACGCGAAUCGCAGAGAAACUGUAAAUAAAUUAGAGUGUAAAACAUUAUGUGGAAGGGCCUUAGAUUAACGCAGUCGCAACUGUUGAAACUAAACUUCAAUGGUCAUAAACUCCAACCGAUAGGGGUGCCGGCCCUGGAUACUGUAUUGAAUCAGUGGUACGAGUUCUGCAAGAAGCCACCGAAAGGGUUCGAGAAGUAUUUUCAGCCAGGCGCUAGUCAAAAACAGGAAAAAAAACCCGAGAAAGAUGCAUCGCCAUCGCCGUCGAAAAGUUCGCCGCCUCCACCGAAGUCGAGCUCCUCACAAGACAAAUGGAACAUUAACAUGUUUGCUAACACCCCAGGAGGCGGCAGAGGUACAGGUCGCGGUGGCUACGAGGGUCAGGACAAAGAAAAAUGGAUGAUGUUUGGAGCAAUGGGAGUCGUAACCUUAAUAGCUUCGAUAGCCUAUUUCGAGCUAAGAUACAGAGAGAUUAGCUGGAGGGACUUUGUUAAUCUAUAUUUAAAUAAAGGGGCAGUGGAGAAACUGGAAGUAAUAAAUAAAAAAUGGGUCAGAGUGAGAUUACAACCAAGUGCUUUUGAAAAUAAAAUCAUAUGGUUUGCAAUUGGCAGUGUAGAUUCGUUUGAGAGAAAUUUAGAGAAUGCACAAAUUGAAAUGAAUGUUGACCCCCCUAAUUUCCUCCCAGUGAUAUAUAAAACAGAGGUUGAAGCAGCUAGUUUAACAGGCAUGCUUCCAACAUUAUUAAUAAUUGGGUUCUUGAUCUAUAUGAUGAGACGUUCAGCCAAUAUGAUGGGAGGAGGAGGACGGAAGGGUGGUGGCCUCUUUGGUGGUGUGAUGGAGUCAACCGCAAAAUUGAUAAACCCAUCAGACAUUGAUGUUAAAUUCCAAAAUGUCGCUGGGUGUGAGGAGGCUAAAAUUGAAAUUAUGGAGUUUGUCAACUUUUUGAAAAAUCCACAGCAGUAUAUUGAUUUGGGCGCUAAAAUACCCAAAGGUGCAUUAUUAACAGGGCCUCCUGGAACAGGUAAAACUUUGCUUGCGAAAGCAACUGCUGGCGAAGCAAAUGUACCAUUUCUGACAGUAUCAGGUUCAGAAUUUUUGGAAAUGUUUGUUGGUGUCGGCCCAUCGAGGGUUAGAGACAUGUUUUCCAUGGCCCGUAAACACGCACCAUGCAUCCUUUUCAUUGACGAAAUAGAUGCAGUGGGCAGAAAGAGAGGCGGACGUAGUUUUGGAGGUCAUUCGGAACAGGAAAACACUCUUAACCAGUUGCUGGUAGAAAUGGACGGGUUCAAUACAACAACUAAUGUUGUAGUGCUAGCAGCGACCAAUAGAGUUGAUAUUUUAGAUAAAGCACUGUUGAGACCUGGUAGAUUUGAUAGGCAGAUCUUUGUGCCUGCUCCAGAUAUCAAGGGAAGAGCCUCUAUAUUCAAAGUUCAUCUGGCACCUCUCAAAACAAGUUUAGUCAAAGAGAAUUUGGCACGCAAGAUGGCUGCUUUAACUCCAGGUUUUACUGGUGCAGACAUAGCUAAUGUCUGCAACGAGGCUGCACUCAUCGCUGCAAGAGAACUGUCCAAUGACAUCAGCAUGAAGAACUUUGAGCAAGCCAUCGAGAGAGUUGUAGCUGGCAUGGAGAAGAAGUCAAAUGUCCUACAACCUGAUGAGAGAAAGAUUGUGGCUUAUCACGAAGCAGGCCAUGCUGUUGCCGGAUGGUUCCUACAACACGCUGAUCCUUUGCUAAAGGUGUCCAUCAUACCACGAGGAAAGGGACUCGGUUAUGCCCAGUACUUACCAAAAGAACAAUAUCUGUACAGCAAAGAACAGCUGUUUGACCGAAUGUGCAUGACAUUAGGAGGCCGAGUUAGUGAGGAGAUAUUCUUCGGUAGAAUCACAACCGGAGCCCAGGACGACUUGAAAAAGAUAACCCAAAGCGCGUAUGCCCAAAUAGUUCACUACGGUAUGAAUGCUAAAGUUGGCAAUGUGUCGUUUGAAAUGCCACAGCCCGGUGAGAUGGUUAUAGACAAACCAUAUUCAGAAAAAACCGCAGAGUUAAUUGAUUCUGAAGUUAGAGACCUAAUCAACUCAGCCCAUAAACAUACGACUGACUUACUGAUAAAGCAUAAGCCGAACAUUGAAAAAGUUGCUGAGCGACUUUUGAAACAAGAAAUCCUGAGCAGAGACGACAUGAUCGAACUGUUAGGACCGAGGCCCUUCCCCGAGAAGAGUACUUAUGAGGAGUUUGUCGAAGGCACAGGAUCGUUGGAAGAGGAUACAACACUACCAGAAGGUCUCAAAGAUUGGAACAAAGAGAAGCAAACCGCAUCAAAGCCUGAAAGUAUACCAUCUUCUGCGAGUACCAGUAAAUAAGCUACUUAUUUAUAUUUUAAUUAGAUUGUUGAGUUUAUAGUCGGUUUAUGUGAAAUAAAUAGAUUACAAUUAAGA
Molecule: messenger RNA, 2673 nt
Organism: Bicyclus anynana (squinting bush brown)
Lineage: Eukaryota; Metazoa; Arthropoda; Insecta; Lepidoptera; Nymphalidae
Gene: Afg3l2
Product: AFG3-like protein 2
Exons: 3
Coding region: 286-2598 (770 amino acids)
Biological process (GO): mitochondrial protein processing; protein-containing complex assembly
Cellular component (GO): m-AAA complex; membrane
Molecular function (GO): ATP binding; metalloendopeptidase activity; zinc ion binding
Source: RefSeq, a predicted model, not a curated record